Erigeron canadensis is the source of this 1772-nucleotide messenger RNA. RefSeq names its product beta-glucuronosyltransferase GlcAT14A. NCBI's taxonomy places the organism in Eukaryota, Viridiplantae, Streptophyta, Magnoliopsida, Asterales, Asteraceae. The record is from RefSeq and is a predicted model, not a curated record. Bases 302 to 1507 code for a protein of 401 amino acids. The transcript has 4 exons. Gene Ontology annotation, molecular function: glucuronosyltransferase activity. Gene Ontology annotation, cellular component: membrane.
AAACACACACCCUCUUUAUUUAGAUCCAAAUUUCUUCACUUUCACAAAUUAGUAACUCCAAAAUCCAACUUCUUGUGACCAUUUCACAUCUACCCAAAAAACACACAAUAAUUCCAAAUCAGUUUCACAAAUUAGUACUACUUAUUACUGUUACUAUAAACCCCAAUUUACACUAACACACUAAAAUCUUUCAAUUUCAAAUAUAUAUACAUAUACAUAGAUAUAGAUAUAUGCUAUUAUCAUUACUAUAUCACACAGAUCACAAAUAUAUCAUCAAAGUAGUAGUAGCGGUAAGUAAGUGAUGACAGCUGACAAGAAAUGGCUAUUCACAUUAUUUUUUGCAGCAUUUAUAUCUUUAGUAAUUUUUAUAUCAUCAUCAAUUUGUGGGUUAUCAUCAAACACAUUUACAUCAUCAAAUAAACCCUACUCGGCGGUUCACCGUGGCCGGGGAUACCCGCCGGCGUUCGCAUAUUACAUUUCCGGCACCCGGGGCGAUGUUGAAAGGGUUUUUCGGUUACUUUUAGCGGUUUAUCAUCCAAGAAAUAGGUAUUUAUUGCAUAUUGGGACUGAUGGGUCUGAUGAGGAAAGAAGAAAGUUGAGUGCUUUAGUGAAAUCGGUGCCCGCGAUUAGGGCUUUUGAGAAUGUUGAUGUUGUUGGGAAACCGGAUGCGAAUACGUAUAUGGGUUCGAGUAAUAUUGCUGCUGUUUUACGUGCUGCUGCGAUUUUUUUGAAAGUUGAUAGUGAUUGGGAUUGGUUUGUGACUCUUAGUGCCAUGGAUUAUCCUUUGCUUACCCAAGAUGACCUGUCUCAUGCAUUCUCUUCCAUUAGCAGAGAUGCCAAUUUCAUCGAUCAUACCAGUGACCUUGGAUGGAAAGAGGAUCAAAGAAUCUUGCCAAUCGUGGUUGAUCCAGGGCUUUACUUAGCAAGACGAACCCAAAUCUUCCGUGCCACCGAAAAACGGAAAAUGCCUGAUGCUUUCAGAGUUUUCACAGGAUCCCCGUGGGUCAUUUUGAGUCGGUCAUUCCUUGAGUACUGCAUUUUUGCAUGGGAUAAUCUCCCCCGGACACUCUUAAUGUAUGUUAAUAAUGUUGUUUUGGCUCAAGAAGUCUACUUCCAUACAGUCAUUUGCAACUCACCCGAGUUCAAAAACACAACCAUCAAUGCCGACCUAAGGUACAUGGUCUGGGAUAACCCACCUAAAAUGGAGCCUCUCUUCCUCAACAAGUCCAACUAUGAUGAAAUGGUUCAAAGCGGUGCUGCUUUUGCAAGACAAUUUGGGAAAAACGAUGCAGUGCUCGACAUGGUUGAUAGCAAAAUCUUGAAGCGCAGUGGCAACCGUCCGGCCCCAGGGGCAUGGUGCACCGCUAGAAGGAGCUGGUUCGUGGACCCAUGUUCACAAUGGGGUGAUGUAAAUGUUUUGAGACCAGGAAAUCAAGUAAAGAAGUUUGAGGAAUCUUUAAAGAAUAUAGUAGACGAUUCAAUAUUAGAAUCAAAUCAAUGCAAAUGAAAAAAGGUUUGAAGCUUGGGUGUGGUUUGAAGAUGCAUCGUAUGUUGUUUACAGAGAUUCUCUUCGUGGGCGGGUUCUUCUGAUGGUGUUUUGGGUUAUUACAAGUUUUGUUGUAAAGUUGUCAUGUUGAAAUCAAUGUAAAACAAUGAGGAAUCCUUCCAUUUUGUAAAACCUGUUUGCAAUGUUGUAAUGCUCUUCUAACUUUUUUAUGUGUCACUACUUGUAAUAUUAUUACAAACAUAAUUUAUUGAUUUGGGGUUCAAAA